GCGGCGGCGAGCGGGCGGGACUCCCCCUACGCCCCCGCCGCCCGCGCCCCGCGCCCGCCCGCGCCCCGCUCCCGGGGUCGGGGAGAACAGGACCGCAGCUGGAGUCGGGGGCCGCCGAAGAUGGGGAACACUACCUCGUGCUGCGUGUCGUCCAGCCCCAAGCUCCGGAGGAAUGCCCACUCCCGGCUGGAGUCCUACCGGCCGGACACGGACCUGAGCCGCGAGGACACGGGCUGCAACCUGCAGCACAUCAGCGACCGGGAGAACAUCGACGAUUUGAACAUGGAAUUCAAUCCUUCAGAUCAUCCUCGGGCCAGCACAAUAUUCCUCAGUAAAUCUCAGACAGACGUGAGAGAAAAACGCAAGAGUCUCUUCAUUAACCAUCAUCCUCCAGGACAAAUAGCAAGGAAAUACAGCUCCUGCUCUACCAUUUUCCUAGAUGAUAGCACAGUCAGUCAACCAAACCUCAAGUAUACAAUUAAAUGUGUCGCUCUUGCAAUAUAUUAUCACAUCAAAAACAGGGAUCCAGAUGGAAGGAUGCUCUUAGAUAUUUUUGAUGAAAACCUUCACCCUCUUUCGAAAUCCGAAGUGCCACCAGACUAUGACAAACACAACCCAGAGCAGAAGCAGAUUUACCGGUUUGUUCGGACGCUGUUCAGUGCUGCUCAGCUGACAGCUGAAUGUGCCAUUGUCACCCUGGUGUACCUUGAAAGACUCUUAACAUACGCAGAGAUAGAUAUCUGUCCGGCCAACUGGAAGCGGAUUGUUCUGGGGGCAAUCCUGCUGGCCUCCAAGGUGUGGGAUGACCAGGCUGUAUGGAAUGUGGAUUACUGCCAGAUCCUGAAAGACAUCACGGUGGAGGACAUAAACUCCGGAGUGCCGCCUUGUUCCACUGUCCUCUGCCAGGCUGGAGCACAGAUCCUGGGGAGUGCAGCUCAGGCGCCCUGUGCUCCUCUGCCUCCCUUGCAGAGCCCUCGGUUUCCGGGCAGGGGCAAACAACCAAGCUUUCCCGUGGAGCUCCUGAGCAGGGAGAGGGCUCAUAAGCUUGAGGCCAUCUCGCGCCUUUGCGAGGACAAGUACAAGGACCUGAGAAGAUCCGCGAGGAAGCGCUCAGCCAGUGCGGACAACCUGACUCUGCCCCGGUGGUGCCCGGCCAUCAUCUCCUAACCGUGGAGGCCCGCCGGAGGCCGCACCAUCCCUUAGUUUCUCGUUUAGUUUGAGAAAAGACAGACUUGGGGUGGGUUUGGUUUUUUUUCUUUCCUUUUUUACCGCAUAGCUCCGUCGGCUGCCUGGAUGAGCGCCCGCGCAGCGAGGCUUGGAGGACGUGUCCGUGCCCUGGAGAUCCCGGCUCGCCUCCCCGCUGUCAGCAGCGGCGCUCCCCUCGUGGAGGAAGCGGCCUGGAAUCCUGGAGGAGGGAAUAAAGGGAACGGGAAGGCGCGGAGAGGCAGGGAAGAUGGUUAAGCGGCCCGGCCCUCUGGCGUCCCCGUGGGGGCGGUGGCUGCGGAGCCGGCUGCACCCGGGGCUGGGCCAGCGUGUCCUGUAAGACUUCUUGCAUUCCUUCUGCUGCUUUUUUGGGAUGGGGGAUUUUUGUUCAUUUGUUUUUGCCCUGUUUUGGUUUUGGUCCCACAGAGCAGGGAAUGUAGUUUGUACCCACCAUGGCGCAGACUUCCAAAUAAAUAGUACUGGUCAUUUCUCUCCGCACUAUUUCUGCGCGCUGUCUUCUGAGCUUUCUUCCUCACCAGUGGGCUGUGCUCGUUCCAUUUCUGUACACCCUUAUUUUAUACCGUUUUUCUUCAACAAUGGCGAAAGUAACUUGACUGUAGUGCUGAACCAAAAGGACCCCUUUCCCUCCUUACUACUCACCCCAAGAACAUUCUAGAUCACAUGGGUGCUUGUGCCUUCCGAUUUUCUUGCAUUUGUUUUUUUCCUGGCCUGAAGUUGUCAUUACAAAAUCAGUCAGACUUUGUGGGCUGAAGGACGCUGUGCAGCGGAGGGUGUCCCCGGAGCCUUCUCCAGAGUGCUGGGCGUGGCCUGAAGCCGAGUAGGAGCCAUUUCUUUGUACCCCUGCCUGAUUCAUUCCUCUCCUUACGAGUCCAUUGUUGCAAGCAAUAUUCUUCUCAAUUUUUAUAUGUUUACUUUAAAUCGAAGUUAGUCUAUUUGUAUAAAAUUUUUUAAAAAUCUAAAAUAAAAAAAAAACAAGGAUGGGUUGGGUAUUCCAGUGGGAAGAUCAUUGAAGGAAAAAUGUUAACUAUUUACUGAGGUAUUUUUCACAGAAUGAUUGAAUAAAAAAACAACUUGGCAUUUUCAUUGUGGGUGCUUAGAGAAGUUCUACAAAAUUCAAACUGUGAAGGUUUAUGCUUCAUUAAUUAUGACCGUACUUUUUCAUUUUCUGAUGAUCCCUGAUUUCCUUAUGGGCUCAGUAAGAAUCUUUCAUGUCAAGUAAAAUAAAAGAGGUAAUGAUGGAAUAUGAAAUAGCGAAUUUGAUCUGAAGUCUGAGAGUGUGCGUCACUUUCAUAUACGAUGCUUUGGGUUUUUGCAUAUUUUCUUAGGUCUCAGUGACAGGUUUCUGAGUUGUUUCCCUUUUCAAGUCUCCGGGAGGCCAGUGGCAGCAGCAGGUCUGUGUUUCACCUUCUUCCCAUGUGAGCUUGGAAAACUUUGGCAUCUUAAUUAGUCUUGAAUCAUACACCUGAUCCCCAGACAUUGCCUGCUCUCCGUGAAACACGAUUUGGAAAUGGAAGGGACUCAGAAAGUCAAAAUCCCAAAAACACCAAGCCAAAAGUGUCAGGUGCUGGUGAAAUUUGUGUCAGGUACAAGCAUACCUGUUUGGGCCAGAAUUAUCACAGCCUUUCUGACCCAAACUUUCAAAAGCAAGCAAACAGAAGGUAAAAUGUUAAUUAUCUUUCCAUUGUAAUUGUGAUGAUCUACUCUGUAUGGGUACCAAAAUCAGCUUCUCUCUUCAAGUCAGAGUUGAAUUUAGAACUUUAAAUACAGGUCUAAAAAUGUAGAAAAUAUCAUUUUAUAUUCCCUAAUCUAUAUAGCUGAAAAAGGGAUGUAUUUUCUUAGCUGAAUAUGAAUACCUCUUAAAUUAGUUCCUCUCAAGUGAAGUAUCUUAUUUUACCGAUCCAUUUCAGGAAAGAGGUUCUGCUGCCUUAAUAGCAGAAAUUUUAUUUUUAUCCCUUUUAUUUGAAUGAGAGAUUUGAAAAUCAAAUUAUGUAAAUAUUUCAAUGCAUCUGCUAUUAUUUUGUGGAGUUUAUUAAACUACUUUAAAAAAUUGUAUAGUCUAUUUAUUGUAUGUAUGUACAUACAGUCUGAUACCUAAAAUUUAAAGUGGAUUCCAUAAAACCUGACUCAGUCUUGUUUAGACUACUGAAUACUGUUUUAGCCUGUGCCCUGGACUCUACCUCUGUAUAGGAAAAGUUUCCAUAUUCAUUAAUUAGUAUUGAUCUGUAUGAAUUGGUUAUGUUUCUUGCACUAGGGAUGUUUAAAACUCUGCUGUAAGUGUAGAUUUUAGUUUUACUGGCAGGAUGAAUCACUUGACACAUAGGUAGAUACUUGAGGUUCAUUUUCUUUUCUUUUUCUACAUGAUGAUGAAUAGUUAUGUUUUCUUCUCUGAUUUGUGCAAAGUUUGCCAAAAGAAAACACAAAACCAGUACAGUACCUAUUGAUAAAUCAUAGUGACUGUAAUUUGUUUGUAAGGCGAAUUAAUGCUCUACCAUUAAAGCUGGAUUACUAUUGAGGAA
Messenger RNA from Cebus imitator (Panamanian white-faced capuchin), 3740 nucleotides. It is a transcript of the gene CCNY, whose product is annotated as cyclin Y. Gene Ontology annotation, biological process: regulation of cyclin-dependent protein serine/threonine kinase activity; regulation of canonical Wnt signaling pathway. The transcript has 11 exons. Gene Ontology annotation, molecular function: protein kinase binding; cyclin-dependent protein serine/threonine kinase activator activity. The coding region runs from base 121 to 1167 and encodes 348 amino acids. The record is from RefSeq and is a predicted model, not a curated record. Gene Ontology annotation, cellular component: cytoplasmic cyclin-dependent protein kinase holoenzyme complex; plasma membrane. NCBI's taxonomy places the organism in Eukaryota, Metazoa, Chordata, Mammalia, Primates, Cebidae.